Molecule: messenger RNA, 3998 nt
Organism: Osmerus eperlanus (European smelt)
Lineage: Eukaryota; Metazoa; Chordata; Actinopteri; Osmeriformes; Osmeridae
Product: nuclear receptor ROR-beta-like
Exons: 11
Coding region: 391-1896 (501 amino acids)
Biological process (GO): regulation of transcription by RNA polymerase II
Cellular component (GO): nucleus
Molecular function (GO): RNA polymerase II cis-regulatory region sequence-specific DNA binding; nuclear receptor activity; zinc ion binding
Source: RefSeq, a predicted model, not a curated record
CCUCCUUAAAACUCGUACAUGUGAGCGCGCACUCGGUCAAGCUCAGAGUGGAGCAAUCGGGAGUGAGAUCAUGUGAGAGUCCACGCGUCGGAAAAGUAGGUUAGCAGGGUAGACUGAGAGGAAAGCACUGAGAGGCAGUCACAGCGAGAAGGGGGGUUAGAGAUUGCGACUCCAGCAAGCCAAGGCAAACCACCGUGGGAGCAUUCUGUCAAAAGUUACCAAAAUAGUGCAUCCAGGCGUUAACAUGCAAGAGAAUUCUGCUAACUGCUCUCAUAUAUUCUUUACGAUUCCAGACUUCCAGCGUUGAAGGAAGGAAGCACUUGAGGGAAUUUAAAACCACAUGUUGGCUCGUCGAGUUUUGUCUAGUCACAACAACAACAAAAAAUCAAAAUGAGAGCUCAAAUUGAGGUGAUCCCCUGUAAGAUCUGUGGGGACAAGUCGUCAGGAAUCCACUAUGGAGUCAUCACCUGCGAGGGCUGCAAGGGAUUCUUCCGGCGCAGCCAGCAGAACAACGCUGUGUACUCGUGUUCCCGCCAGAGGAACUGUCUGAUCGACCGAACCAACCGCAACCGCUGCCAGCACUGCCGACUGCAGAAAUGUCUGGCUUUAGGCAUGAGCCGUGAUGCGGUGAAGUUUGGCCGCAUGUCUAAGAAGCAGCGUGACAGCCUGUACGCCGAGGUCCAGAAGCACCAGAAGUCCCAGGAGAGCGGGGGCUCUGUCGCUCUGUCCCUCCCCAGGGAGGAGGGCGUGUGCGCGGGGAGUGGAGACGACUGCGAGGGGGGCCUCAGCCGCUCCUACAGCAGCGGGGGCUCCAGCUCCACCCUCAGUGACCUGGACGACAUUGCGGCCCUGCCUGACCUGUUUGACCUCCCGCUGACCCCUGAGGAGGCCAACCAGUACUGCAGCCUGGAGCUGCUCGGCGGGGGGGGGGGAGCCAGCGCGGGGAACACCUCCAACUCCUCCUCGUCUUCGUCGACGUCUUCGUUGUCGAAUCAGAAUUCGCCGCAGCAAGACCUGCUGGACGUCGGUGACGGCAACGGGAUCAAGCACGAGUACCAGCUCCUGCACACUCACACACACACGCUGCUGGCACACACACGCACGGCCCUGCUGGAAGCCCUGCCGGAGGACUGCUCCCUCAUGGAGAUAGAGCGUAUCACACAGAGCGUGGUUAAGUCACACGUGGAGACAAGUCAGUACAGCGCUGACGACCUAAAGAGACUUACCUGGGUGCAGUACACACCUGAGGAGACGCGCUCCUACCAGAGCAAGCCUGCAGAGUGGAUGUGGCAGCAAUGUGCCCACCACAUCACCAAUGCCAUCCAGUAUGUGGUGGAGUUUGCCAAACGCAUCACAGGCUUCAUGGAUCUCUGUCAGAACGACCAGAUCAUACUGCUCAAAGCAGGCUGUCUGGAAGUCCUGUUGAUACGCAUGUGCCGGGCAUUCAACGCCACCAACAGCACCAUGUUCUUUGAUGGCAAGUUUGCCACAGCCCAGCUCUUCAAAGCUCUCGGGUGUGAUGAUCUGGUCAGUGCGGUGUUUGAUCUGGCUAAAGGCCUUUGCCGCCUGCAGCUGACGGAUGAGGAGAUGGCAUUGUUCAGUGCCGCUGUGCUGCUGUCUCCUGACCGAACGUGGUUGACGGAUGGUCAGAAGGUCCAGAAGCUGCAGGAGAAAGCCUAUCUCGCUCUGCAACACAGUCUCCACAUGAGUGGAGCUGACGACAAGAAGCUAGACAUGAUGGUGUCCAAGUUACCUAUGAUGAAGUCCAUUUGCAACCUCCACGUCGACAAACUGGAGUUCUUCCGCUUGGUACAUCCAGAGAUUGCGUACAACUUUCCCCCAUUGUACCGGGAAGUGUUUGGCAGCGAGAUGUCUCUCCCUAACUCCAACAGCUAGACUAUGAGAAGGAAAAGAGAGCGAGAGUGUGUUAGUGUAUGCGGAGGUAGGCAAAGGAUGAGACUGACAUCCAUAUUAAACCUGAAACAACCAGCAGUUAGAAGACAAUCCAGGAUUGAGAUACUCAGUCUCCCAAUGAUCUCAUGCUAAUCCUCUACAAUCCCGGCAAGCACUUUUCACUGCAGACCACAACAUGAUCAUGGUCCUUUCUAUAUUGUAGCGAGCUGAUGGGGUGAAUUGAUCAAACCACACAGCAUUGAUCAAACCACACAGCAUUACAAAGCUCCAAGCACUUACAACAGCUUUGGAUCUUCCCUCAAACCUAAUCAUGAAUGUACCUCACUGACGCUCCAAAGCACCAGCCAAAUCCCUACACAGAAUGUACUGACUCGGGGACAGGAACAUGAUGGGGACCUUAUGCUAACUGUAGGGGUUAUAUUCUUCAUAGUUCUGUAUACACUGUCUCACUUGUAGCCAUUAGUAGAUAUACAGUAAAGACUUACUGUAUAUUGACCAGCUGUAAGGGACCAAGUUCAUCCAACAGUCACUGUUGUGUAACUUGUGUUAAAGGAGAUGCAUCAGUACUUUGUGCUGGCCUGUAUUGAAUAUAAUUUUCCACCUGUUUCUAGGAAAACACAAAAUGGUAUAUAUCCAUAUGUGUAUGUACACAUUUACACACAUACACUCACACACAGUGUUUGGUGCUGCCCUUUUGUAGGCUUUUAUAAUGCAAUGAGAAACCUCAAUCCCAUACCCCUUCCCUUGUAAAUGCCACUCACACAGAAAGAGAUAAACAAUUAUCUAUAAUUUAUAUACACAUUUAUACAUAAAUAUUUUAGAAUUAAGAAUGUAUAUAUGCAGAGUGUGUAAAUGAGAUUCAGAAAGAGACAGGGAGAAAGGCAGAUAGAUUUGGACCGAGAGGAAUGGAAAAAUGGACCCGGGAAAUCCAGUCUUUUGGACUCUAGUUCUGGAACAUUUCCCUUUUUCUUGACACUUGGGUUUCCACAGCAACAUCCACCAAGUCAUGGCAGGACACUCUACUGAGUUUGUAUGACGGUGAGAGAUGGCCCAGUUACAUGGAGGCAGGAACUGUUUUUUCCAGAUCAGCAUUUCAAUAAGUUCCAUUCUAAAUCUGUAUUAAAUUACCAGUUUGUAGAAGAGAGAAAUGAAGGCCACAGGAGGACACAAAGGAGAAGCAACCUGAUUAAAGAAGAGUCCAUGAACUUUUAAGUAAAGCAGAGACGAGGGAUGUGUUGCCCUUCGUAUUUGAUGACAAGCUUUAGCUAACCUACAGGUUUGAGCCACAGUGGAUGUUCUGUAACACUUCUUACUGGUUAGAGCUACAGUUUCAUUUUUGUACAUUUUGCUGUUCCUCUUCCCAUGACACAUGUCCUUUCCCCUCUCAGUAGACACUACUAUUACAGUAGUCUAUGGCCAGCUGUCCCCCUGAAGCAGGCAUCGAUGCUAAAUAUAGGUGUGUCUGAUUUGACUAUAUGUAUAAGAACUCAAACCUGUAAAGGUUCACAACUGACUCAGCCACUCUGGGGAGGGGCAGCUGGGCACUUUCUUAGGAUCCCACUUGUUGCCAGUGACUUCUGCUAGCCUUGUACUUCACUCCCGACACCUUUGCACCUCAGCCAAGCCCAUAACCAUGAUCACUGUGGACGUAAGCUCUAUUUUUGUGAAUGUUACUCACAAAGUGUCAAAAACCCUUCUCCCAAUAUUGUAACUGAAUACGUUUUACAAGACAUAGGAUGCACAGAAUAUACAUUUUACAAAACAUGGGAUGCUAAAGAAAUCACUUUGAUAGUAUUAAAGAUGAAUUUGGUUUGGAGGGUUUAAUGUAUAUAUUUUGUGAUUGUUAUUCCUCUGUUGGUCCUUUAUUGUUUUCUCAUUUUAUGUAUCCACUGUUUUGUCGUGUAAAGUAAGUGAUCUAUUUUUUUAAAAAGACUAGUAAAAUUCUGAAUAAAAAAUAAUAGUUUGUUACCUCUCUCAUCCCCCAAGACACAAGAUUAUUAGUCCAAGAGUCACACAGCUUGAUAUUGUUGUACAAUGGGAUACAUUACAUGUGCUUUUAAGAAUGUAAUAAAGGUUUUUCUUUU